CCCACGGCCGCCUACCAGCCGCCUCCGCCUCCCCCCGCCGCGCCUCCGCCUCCUGCCCCCUGUAGCGGGGUUACCUGUCAUGGGGAGCCCGCUAAAUUUUACGGAUACGAAAACUUACAGAGACAGCAGAUUUUUACGACACAGCAAGAGGCCGAGCUGGUACAAUAUCCUGACUGUAAAUCGUCCAGUGCUAAUAUUGGCGAGGAACCAGACCACUUAAAUCAGAGCUCGUCUCCUGCUCAAAUGUUUCCCUGGAUGAGACCACAAGCAGCGCCGGGUAGGAGGAGAGGAAGACAAACAUACAGCCGAUUCCAGACUCUAGAGCUGGAAAAGGAGUUCCUCUUUAACCCCUAUCUGACCAGGAAGAGGAGGAUCGAGGUGUCCCACGCACUAGGACUCACCGAGAGGCAGGUAAAGAUCUGGUUUCAGAACAGGAGGAUGAAAUGGAAAAAAGAGAACAACAAGGACAAAUUCCCCGCUUCCAGACAGGAGGGAAAGGAAGGGGAGGCCAAAAAGGAAGCACAUGAUCUGGAAGAAGACAGAGCUGAAGGCCAAACGAAUUAGAUUUUGCCCUAAAAGCCUUUGUGAAAGGCUAUCAGAAAUAACCAGCGCCACAGCCCGACAUCACGGCCCCGUCUCGCCUUGUACGU
Charadrius vociferus (killdeer) is the source of this 650-nucleotide messenger RNA. RefSeq names its product homeobox D8 (gene HOXD8). The transcript is spliced from 2 exons. Gene Ontology annotation, cellular component: nucleus. Lineage: Eukaryota; Metazoa; Chordata; Aves; Charadriiformes; Charadriidae. The record is from RefSeq and is a predicted model, not a curated record. Gene Ontology annotation, biological process: regulation of transcription by RNA polymerase II. The coding region runs from base 244 to 564 and encodes 106 amino acids. Gene Ontology annotation, molecular function: RNA polymerase II transcription regulatory region sequence-specific DNA binding; DNA-binding transcription factor activity, RNA polymerase II-specific.